Molecule: messenger RNA, 3566 nt
Organism: Larimichthys crocea (large yellow croaker)
Lineage: Eukaryota; Metazoa; Chordata; Actinopteri; Sciaenidae
Product: phosphoinositide 3-kinase regulatory subunit 5
Exons: 20
Coding region: 221-2965 (914 amino acids)
Biological process (GO): positive regulation of MAP kinase activity; G protein-coupled receptor signaling pathway
Cellular component (GO): phosphatidylinositol 3-kinase complex, class IB
Molecular function (GO): 1-phosphatidylinositol-3-kinase regulator activity
Source: RefSeq, a predicted model, not a curated record
UGUGGCUUGUUGUCUUGUCUUGUGUUCGUUGGCGUCACUGUCAGGUCGUUUGUGUUUGUUCCAGUCCUGAUUGGUCUUUGUGCUUUUACCUGAGUUCCUGUUCUGGAUUUUCAUUGUUGGACUUCUCCUGGAUUGAUGGAUUUAGUUUGUUUUUCUGUAAGUUUCUUUCUGUUCACUCUACUUUUGUGUCUGCACUGGGUUCACCCACCUACAGCCCCACAUGACCAGGAUGGUGUUAAACAAGCCUCGAAGACUCCACAGAGUUAUCGACAAGACGAGGGAGGCCGUCACGGCAGCCAGGAGGGCUUCAGAGUCAGACGAGAUGACACUGUUGGAUUCUCAUGAGAAGAUGCUCACGAUGGAGCAGAGCUCGUGCACUGAGGAUCGUAUCCAGCAUGUCCUCGAGCGUUGCCUCUGUGACCUCGGACUCAACACUCCUGACAAGCAGCUGUGGAACGCUGGCCUUUGCAUAAACCGCUGGUGUUUGGAGGAACUCGUGAAGAGGGAUGGCCACAACUUCCUCAUUCUUUUACAGAAAGUACUGAAGAAGACAAAAGAGGUACUAGAGCAGUGUCGGUAUGAACUGGUGGUGCCUCUCACCCUCCUCUUCUCCUCAACGCUCCUUAAAGCUCCUCCCGUGUCUCCAGACUGUGGCGUACUCCAGGAGGCCUACCUCUUGUUCCAUAGUUUCCUGGCCUGGCCCGAGCCUUGCUGCUCGGCCAGCAAACGUCUGCUGAAUAUCAUCCAACAGGAGCUCCGAGCACCAGGUAUUUCAUUUCAAAGACUGGUGAGGGCAGAGCAGAGUGUUUCCCCUCAGAUCCACCACUCCAAAACCAUUAUGGUGCUGUUAGUGAGCCCGGAUGAUGACGUCCCUCCAGAGGUCCAGUCCGUCGCCGAGCAGCUGAGCAGCACCGAGCACUCCAACAGAGACGUCACAAUCACCCUCAUCCUGCACGGCUUCCAGGCUGCUCUGGGCACACGCGACCUCCAAGCUCUCCACACUGCUCUGGAGACGAAGAGGCACGAUGAGCUCGAGCAGCUCAUGAAGGUGGUGACCGACUGCAUGGAGACGGCAGCCUCUGCAGCAGAUCUCAGCACAGCUCGACAAGGUCUGAUACACAGCAUGAAGAGACUCAGAGAAAGCCUCUCCGCUCCUGCUCCCGCCAAUGGCUCAGAUACCGGGGCUGUCGAGACGUUCAUGCUGCCCUUCCCCAAUUGUCGCACAUGCUCCUGGGAGAACGACAACUUUGACUUUCUGAAUCACAUCCUCGACUCCGACCUGGACUCUCCUGAAGAGUGUUUCCUCAAAGGUGAAAUAGAGGAGGAGGACAUUAACGACACCAGCGUGGACGAGGAAGACGAAGUAGAGGGAAGCAAAGCGGACCGCGACUUUCAAAACCACCGUAUCUCCACCGCCUCCUCUUCCUCGAGGGACUCCACGUUUUCCAGCUACUCCCUCUCCUCCAGCUGGUCCGUCUCCACGCCAUCCGGCUCGUCGGGCAUAGAAAGCGACUUCAGUGAGGACACGACACAUGAGGACACAGAGGAAGGACAAGACAGUCAACCGAAGCCCAGAAAGAAACCCAAGAAGAAGUCAAGAUCGAUCUUAGGCGUUGAGCGCUUCUCCUUGCUUUUCAAGAACCCGCGCAGUCCGAGCGUUUGCCGCCGUGUUCAGAGUAUGGGCCACCGUGCGGACUUCACCAAAGACUAUCAUAAAAAUGGGUCGCAGCUAAAACACUCCUUGUGCAGACAAAUUCAUCCUCUGCGUGCAACCACUGCUGCCUUAGACCCUCUUUCCCCACAGAAGCACAUGUGCGUCCGCAGGAGGCCGAUCCUGAGCUGCGACGAAGGCGACGUGGCAGAGGUGCCCACCCUGGUCAAAGUGGUCGUAUUCGGAGGUGACAAAGAGGCUGGCAGGCUGGCCCGAGCAUACAGCGACCUGCAGCAGAAAGAGAGUAAAUGUCCACGACUCACCAGGAUGUGCAAACUGCAGUUUUACUUCGUUCCCACCAAGAGGAGAACAACAGGAAGUCCAGGACAGACGCCGACUGAAGGGCAGAUAGGAGGUUCAAACAAAGCUGCUGCCUCGGUGGAGUCUAAUGACAGUGUACUGGAGGAGAAUACAACUGAUAUAGCUCAGAUGUUGGGUAUGCUCGACCCCUGGUACGAGAGGAAUGUCCUCAAUAUGCUCAGCCUGUCCUCCGACGUCCUUUGUCAGACUGCCUGUAAAGACGGAGACGUCUCUGUGAGUCGCGGUAACGUGGAGAGUCUCCCCCUGCUGGCCGACUUGGUGCUUUAUUACUGUAGACAUGCAGACCAGCCGGUCCUGUUGCAGCUCUACCAAGCCGAGCUGACUCUGGCCGGAGGAGAGAGGAGAAGGGAAGUGUUUAUUCACUCUCUGGAGCUCGGACACAGUGCUGGGACAAGAGCUGUUAAAGCUAUGGGUGCUGCCAGUAAAAGGUUUGGCAUUGAUAAAGAGCGUGAGGCUGUCCCUUUAACACUAAGCGUCGCUUACAACAAGGUGGCUGUUAGUGGGAGGAGUCAGUGGAUGCAGACAGAGAUUGUUUGCACGUCAAUAAAUCUGUACAAAGCCUGCAGGAAACCCGAGCAGCUAGAUUCGAGAGUAGAAAGUCUGCGGCUGAUGAUGACAGAAGUCCUGAAGAGGCAGUGCUCCAAGUCUAAAAAGGGCUACAACCAGCACAUCUCCAUAUCAGAGGUGAAGGUGGACAAGGUGCAGGUGAGCAGCGGAGAAGACGGGACAACCUUCGCGGUGUGUCUGGAUCAGGAUGAGAAGAAGUUCAUCCAAAGUGUCACCAGGUGUGAGGUGUCUCUGUGCUGUAAACCAGGGAGCAGUUCAGACUGGAAGUCCUACAAACCUUUACCCGGCCAAGUCCAGCCUCUGCACCCGUCCUACUGCUCUCUGCUCUGCCUUCCCAUCACCUCGUUCACCGCCUCGUAUCCAUGACAACCUUCAAAGUGAAAGUUGCACUGUUGUAAUAAGAGACAGAUAUUUUUCAGGUUUGUCCUGUCGCUGAGGUGUGUCACAUUGUUGUUAGGACGAGGAUUGUUUUGUAACACUUCAUCACUCCGUGAACUCUCACCUGUCCAGGUGCUGUGCCCCGCCUCCUAACCAAUGCCAGCUGGGUUGAUUUUCAAAAUAAAAUACCCUGUGCAAAGUGCAAAUGGGAGACAAUUUAACUUGCAUAAUUAAUAAUUAAUCUGCACAUUUACAUAUUUAGAUGCACAUAAACAAGGAAAAAUCUGAGCAAGUUAAAGUUUGGCAUCCAAAUAAAGUGUCACGGAUUGUUGUCUACUGUUUCCUUUCCCCUCAUCACGUCUUUGAUGAUGCGUUAAAGGAUGAUGGUGUUGUUUGAAAAGGUCUCACAGGGUCUCUUGUGUUUUACAAUCUGCUGUCAGAAGCCUAAAACUGAGUACUUGAUUACUGAUGUGUACGUUCUGUUGAUUUAAAAUAAGCUAUUUAUUUUUGUUUUGGAAGUUUAUCCAAAAAUACAUUUUAUUAUGUUUUUAUAUCUCGAACAAUUGCAAUAAAAAUCAGACUUGAGUCA